This is a messenger RNA of Umbelopsis ramanniana AG, 1013 nucleotides long. RefSeq lists its product as uncharacterized. The transcript has a single exon. The record is from RefSeq and is a predicted model, not a curated record. The coding region runs from base 81 to 860 and encodes 259 amino acids. Lineage: Eukaryota; Fungi; Mucoromycota; Umbelopsidomycetes; Umbelopsidales; Umbelopsidaceae.
GCAUUGACACAAGGCUUUCCUAUUGCCCACAACUGAACAAAACCAACAACUACAUUAAACAGGUUUAAUAUUUGUGAUGAAUGGAUAAGCCAACUAUAAAUGCAAAAGAUCCGAUCAGCGAUGGUAAGAUCGCUACCCCGUCCAUCGUUCUGCAAAGACACUUUGACGCCGAUCAAAACUCUUCUGAUAUAAAUAAGGACACAAUAUCUAUGGAUCUGAAUCGGUCCUCUAUACAUUCCUUUGGUGCUCCUCUGGGGAGUGUAGAUACACCGCCAGAAUCCAUUCACGACAAAUUAGCCGUUGACUCCCUUGAACCUACAGAAGAUUAUGCGCCAAGUGCCAGCUUACAAGUACACCCCGGCAAGGACGAUGAGAGCAGCAUAUCUGAAGUAGACUCGGCGGCGGCAAUUCGUCAUAAGCCAUGGACAAGUAGACAUACUGGCUCAAGAGUAGAUGACUCUGAUGGCAAGACAGCACCUACUCGCACAUGUGCACGGCAACGGUCCGAUGCAGAAGAAAAAGUGCAAGCUUGGCUUGAACACACUGAUAUAUCAGAUCCACAGACAACUCCCCAAGAUGACGAAGCUGAACAUCAGCCGCAGUAUCGGCGUAAAAGCACAAUGCAAACGCUAAAAUCGCAUAUAUUACAUGGCAAGCUAGUAAAUAUCAUUUUAAAUCCCUUCUUUUGUUACACCAUCGUAAUGCAUGAGUUUCUGACAUUCCUUUUGCAGGCUGGGUUGGGAAAGUGGAUCAACAAAAAUGACCCAAACUAUAAUGAUAGCCAAGUGCUCCCAAGUGGAAAGCAGGAGCUGGCGAUUUUGAAUAACUCCAACGACGGCGCAAUAGGAUUUGGAAAAUGAACAGCAUAGUUCAUGGAUUGAAAUUGUUUAUGAUUACCGAAAUAGUUGAAUAUAAUAGUUUACAGAACUGACAGUUUUUAAUUGUUGAUGAAAUCAAAUAAACAGCAUGGGGGUCUCUACUUGGAAAUAUGGUUCCGUCGCUUCCUCUUGCAA